AGAUAUUGAGAAGUUCGCGGAGCGCGGGAAGGGUGACGUAAGCAGGGGGGCCGGGCCCCGGGCAUAUAAAUACAGCGGCUCUGGGCUUCAUUCAUAAGACUCAGAGCUACGGCCAAGGCUGGGAUACGCGGAGCUGGGACUUGAUUGUAGUGGUUCUUCGUCUUGGGGGCUGUGAAAUUCAGUUUAUUAUUUUUCCGGAAAGUUUUUGGAAGGAUUCUUCUAGAUAAUUCUACAUUUUAUUUUGGAGGAUCGACUUACUUUUUUUCGUCUUCCUUAUUACUCCCCUCCCCCCGUGGGACCCGCCGGACGCGUGGAGGGGACCGCACCCGAAGCAGAUUCUGUACAGCAGGACAGAGCUUUCCGCCUCUGGGGGAGCGAUCCCCCCUCGCCCCCGGGUCCUACGGAGCCUGGACUUUCAGGAGGCACAGCGGCAUCUUGUGGGGGCCUGGGCACCGCAAAAGAAUUACACAGAAACUUUGCCUUUGUUGGAGCGGGACGCUGCCCCCAUCCCGAGUUUCCCCGGACUCUCACCUUUCUUUCCCCCACCCGGCCAUAGCCUUGGCUUCCCGGCGACCUCAGCGUGGUCACAGGGGCCCCCCUGUGCCCAGGGAAAUGUUUCAAGCUUUCCCCGGAGACUACGACUCCGGCUCCCGGUGCAGCUCCUCACCCUCCGCCGAGUCUCAAUAUCUGUCUUCGGUGGACUCCUUCGGCAGUCCACCCACCGCCGCCGCCUCCCAGGAGUGCGCCGGUCUUGGGGAAAUGCCCGGUUCCUUCGUGCCCACGGUCACCGCGAUCACAACCAGCCAGGACCUCCAGUGGCUCGUGCAACCUACCCUCAUCUCUUCCAUGGCCCAGUCCCAGGGGCAGCCACUGGCCUCCCAGCCCACAGCCGUUGACCCCUAUGACAUGCCAGGAACCAGUUACUCCACGCCGGGCAUAAGUGGCUACAGCAGUGGCGGAGCUAGUGGCAGUGGUGGGCCUUCCACCAGCGGAACCACCAGUGGACCUGGGACUGGACCUGGGCCCCGCCCAGCCCGAGCCCGGCCUAGGAGACCCCGAGAGGAGACGCUCACUCCAGAGGAGGAGGAGAAGAGAAGGGUUCGCCGAGAACGAAACAAACUGGCAGCAGCAAAGUGUAGGAACCGGCGAAGGGAGCUGACUGACCGACUCCAGGCGGAGACAGACCAACUGGAGGAAGAAAAGGCGGAGCUGGAGUCGGAGAUCGCCGAGCUCCAAAAGGAGAAGGAACGUCUGGAGUUUGUGCUGGUGGCCCACAAACCGGGCUGCAAGAUCCCCUACGAAGAGGGGCCCGGGCCGGGCCCGCUGGCGGAGGUGAGAGAUUUGCCGGGGUCAGCAUCCACUAAGGAAGAUGGUUUCAGCUGGCUGCUUCCGCCCCCGCCACCACCGCCCCUGCCCUUCCAGACCAGCCAAGACGCACCCCCCAACCUGACAGCUUCUCUCUUUACACACAGUGAAGUUCAAGUCCUCGGCGACCCCUUCCCCGUUGUUAACCCUUCGUACACUUCCUCGUUUGUCCUCACCUGCCCGGAGGUCUCCGCGUUCGCCGGCGCCCAACGCACCAGCGGCAGCGACCAGCCUUCCGACCCCCUGAACUCGCCCUCCCUUCUCGCUCUGUGAACUCUUUAGACACAAAACAAACAAACACACAAGGGAGAGAGAGAUUUGGAUGAGGAGGAGAGAGGGGAAGAGACAAAGCGGGCGAGUGGCCUCCCUGCCUCUCCUGUCUGACCCUCCGCUGCCACUGCCGUCGGACAGGAGGACUUCCUUGUGUUUUGUGCCGCCUCUUGUUUCUGUGGCCCGGCGAGACCAGAGAGCUGGUGACUUUGGGGACAGGGGGUGGGGAGGGGAUGGCACCGCCCCCCGGCUGCCUGUCGGCUGUCUGGCUUCAACCCAACCUCUGGGGAUGGGGGAGUGGGGGCGGGGGUGAUGCCCACCUUUGGGCUGGAGGGAGAGGGGUGCUGGCGGUGGGCUUUGGGGUGAGCUGUAGUCCUCUGCAGAGAGGCCCAACAAGGAAAUGCCACAGGACCCCCAAAGAGUCUCCCACGCCCACCCUUCAAGGGGUGACCAGGCUGGUUCUCCCUGCUCGCCCCCCACCACGACCUUAGCUUAUUUAUCUAACAUUUCCAUGUGGGUAGGUCCUCCCCUGAAUUGAGCCCCCCUUUCAAGGGAAGUUGAUGCCCCCCUAUGAUGAUCCCCUUCCCCCCCCCCCGACCCAGACUUAGUCUGAAAUGUGAACCUCCCUCCCUGACCGUCCAGCUGCUCCCUCCCAGCGAGACUGGCUCUGAUUUAAAUUUCCUGAACCCUAAGGAUCCCCCGCACAUUCAGCCCCCAGCCCUCUUUUGGGAUUCCAGUGUUAGUCUACCCUCCCCCACCGCCCGUCAGCCUCCCCUCCGGGCCUUCCUUGUUGGGCCUCUCUGAUUCAGGCAGCAGUGGGUGCUGUGAUGCCUGUCCCGCGGGAGUGUUUUAUACUGUGAAAUGAGUUGGCCGGAUUGGGCGGGGGGGGGGGAGGAGCCCGGUGGGACAGAACCCCUCCGGAGGGACUGUGCCGCCCACUCCCCAAAGCCCUUCCGUGGUCUCCCCUCCCCCACCCGCCUCCCUCCUCCCCUCAAAAUGAGUUUGACUCAAGGGGGUGACAGAAUCGAGAGGGGCUGACACUUACCCAUUCGCGUGGCCUCUCUCCUCAGGACCCCCGCCCCUCCCCCCAGACCAAGCCCUGGCCUUUUCCUUUAAGGCCUGUCACCCUAACCCAGCCUAGGACGCCAAUUUCUCCCUCCCCUCGGCACCCCACAUCCUUUCUAGAAAGGGAGCAAGGGGAGAUUGCCAGGGGGCCCGACGUUUUUCCGGAGAAGAUUUAAAGGCUGAGGCUUUGAACCCGAAGGGGCUGGGCUCCCGCCGUCCCAGCUUCCCCUCCCCCUGCCCCAGCCCCAAUUCUUGGUUUCGGCUCCCUCCCCCCUCCCCCCGCCUUUCCCUGUGUUUCACCUCAUGAGAAUUUUAUCAUGAGGCCAAUUGAUAUUUUUUAAUAUCGGGUGGGUCACGCCGCCCUCCGUGCUGCAUGGAGAACAUUCCACUGCCCCGUCCCGCAGCUCCCGCCCUGAACCCAGACCCCCCCCCGGCUAUUUAUCCCUUUCCUGAUUUCCGAAAGGCACUUAUAUCUAUUAUGUAUAAAUAAAUAUAUUAUAUGUGGGUGUGUGUGUGCGCGUGAGUAUGUGAGAGCUUCCGCAACCUUGUUCUAGGUCAUGUUGGCCCUCAAAGCCAUGCCGUUGAAUUGGAAACACUGCUUCUGGAAACUUCGAGGCGGCCUGUCUUGGGCUGCCUCUGUCUCUAGCUGUCUCUUUUCUGAUUGUCUCGGCCCCUCUGGUUGUUUUCUGGCCGUCUCUGCCUGUCUCUUUCCCGAGUGUCCCUUCCCCUCUGUCUUUUCUCUGCCUGUUUUUACUUGACCGUUUCCAUCUGAUUGUCCCUGAUCCUCCAGCGGUCUUCCGACUCCGGGUUCGUUGGGGACCUGAGAUUUUAUUUUUGUGAGUAAGCCUGUGGGAUUAUAGAUGUUUGUAAUCUGUAUCUUUGAGGAUUCUGGGUGUGAGUGUGAAGCUGUGAGCAGGGCCUGCCGCUGCAGACCACAAUUUAUUGAAUAUCCAACUACCCCCACCCCAUGCUGUAUUUGUGAUUCUCUUUUUGUAUUUUGCACCUGACCCCUGGGGGGCUGGAGCUGGCUGGCACUGGGCCGCUACCCUCCCCUUCGUGGUUCUGCACUGUCGCCAAUAAAAAGCUCUUAAAAGUG
Orcinus orca (killer whale) is the source of this 3796-nucleotide messenger RNA. It is a transcript of the gene FOSB, whose product is annotated as FosB proto-oncogene, AP-1 transcription factor subunit. Gene Ontology annotation, molecular function: RNA polymerase II cis-regulatory region sequence-specific DNA binding; DNA-binding transcription factor activity, RNA polymerase II-specific. NCBI's taxonomy places the organism in Eukaryota, Metazoa, Chordata, Mammalia, Artiodactyla, Delphinidae. Gene Ontology annotation, biological process: regulation of transcription by RNA polymerase II. Gene Ontology annotation, cellular component: nucleus. The coding region runs from base 613 to 1638 and encodes 341 amino acids. The transcript is spliced from 4 exons. The record is from RefSeq and is a predicted model, not a curated record.